AUGACUUUGUCUCUGAAUUUUCUUUUUAAUGUAGAUAGAGCAUGGCGUGCCUUGCAUUUGACUAAAAGACCAAAAAGUUUCACUCAAGAGCUACCUCGGUUCGCCACAACUAUCAUCGAUCGCUUUAUCAUUGAGACUUAG
Molecule: messenger RNA, 141 nt
Organism: Colletotrichum tamarilloi
Lineage: Eukaryota; Fungi; Ascomycota; Sordariomycetes; Glomerellales; Glomerellaceae
Exons: 1
Coding region: 1-141 (46 amino acids)
Source: RefSeq, a predicted model, not a curated record